Loxodonta africana (African savanna elephant) is the source of this 2826-nucleotide messenger RNA. Its product is annotated as olfactory receptor 5F1-like. The coding region runs from base 60 to 1595 and encodes 511 amino acids. Gene Ontology annotation, molecular function: olfactory receptor activity; G protein-coupled receptor activity; odorant binding. Gene Ontology annotation, biological process: G protein-coupled receptor signaling pathway; sensory perception of smell. Gene Ontology annotation, cellular component: membrane. NCBI's taxonomy places the organism in Eukaryota, Metazoa, Chordata, Mammalia, Proboscidea, Elephantidae. The transcript has 3 exons. The record is from RefSeq and is a predicted model, not a curated record.
UUUGCAGAGGAAAUGAUUUAAACAUAAUACAAAGUUUAAACAAAUCAUAUUUGUAACAAAUGACCAGAAAAAACUGUACCUCACUGACUGAGUUCAUCCUGCUGGGAUUAGCAGACACCCUGGAGCUACAGAUCACUCUCUUUUUGCUCUUUGUUGUGAUUUACACACUCACAGUCCUGGGGAAUGUGGGGAUGAUCCUGCUAAUCAGGGUGGACUCUCGACUUCACACACCCAUGUAUUUCUUCCUGGCUAACUUGUCCUUUGUGGAUGUUUGCUACUCAUCCACCAUCACCCCAAAGAUGCUGGUAGAUCUAUUGUCUGAGAAGAAAACCAUCUCCUUUGCUGGCUGCUUCCUGCAGAUGUAUUUCUUUAUCGCCCUGGCAACAACCGAAUGCAUCCUCUUUGGGUUAAUGGCCUAUGACCGCUAUGUGGCCAUAUGUAACCCACUCCUUUACUCCUUAAUCAUGUCCAGGACAGUCUGCCUUAAAAUGGCAGCUGGGGCCUUUACAGCAGGAUUGUUGAACUCCAUGGUUAACACAAGUUAUGUAAGCAGCUUACCAUUUUGUGGUUCCAAUAUCAUCCAUCACUUCUUCUGUGACACCCCCCCUCUUUUUAAGCUCUCUUCUUCUGACACACACCUGAAUGAAACUGUCUUUAAAAAAAAUUGUACCUCACUGACUGAGUUCAUCCUGCUAGGAUUAGCAGACACCCUGGAGCUACAGAUUACCCUCUUAAUGCUCUUUUUUGUGAUUUACACACUCACAGUCCUGGGGAAUGUGGGGAUGAUCCUGCUAAUCAGAGUGGACUCUCGACUUCACACACUCAUAUAUUUCUUCCUGGCUAACUUGUCCUUUGUGGAUGUUUGCUACUCAUCCACCAUCACCCCAAAGAUGCUGGUAGAUCUAUUGUCUGAGAAGAAAACCAUCUCCUUUGCUGGCUGCUUCCUGCAGAUGUAUUUCUUUAUUGCCCUGGCAACAACUGAAUGCAUCCUCUUUGGGUUAAUGGCCUAUGACCACGAUAUGGCCAUAUGUAACCCACUCCUUUACUCCUUAAUCAUGUCCAGGACAGUCUGCCUUAAAAUGGCAGCUGGGGCCUUUACAACAGGAUUGCUGAACUCCAUGGUUAACACAAGUUAUGUAAGCAGCUUACCAUUGUGUGGUUCCAAUAUCAUCCAUCACUUCUUCUGUGACAGCCCCCCUCUUUUUAAGCUGUCUUGUUCUGACACAUGCCUGAAUGAAAGCAUUUUUUCCACUUUUGCUGGUGUGAAUAUGGUCGGUGCUCUGCUGGCCAUCCUUACUUCCUACUCCUACAUUCUCUUCUCCAUCUUUCGUAUGCAUUCAGGGGAGGGGAGGCGCAAAGCAUUCUCAACUUGUGCCUCCCACUUGACUGCUAUAAUUCUGUUCUAUGCAACCUCCAUCUAUACUUAUCUGAGACCCAGUUCUAGCUACUCUCUGAGUCAGGAUGAAAUGGCUUCCGUGUUCUACACAGUGGUGAUCCCCAUGCUGAACCCUCUGAUCUACAGCCUCAGGAAUAAGGAAGUAAAGAAGGCUUUAUGGAAUGUGAUUACCAGGAAAAGAAUUCCUUCAUUUAUGUGAUUGCAUGGGUAAUUUUCCAAAAUAAGUGGAGUAUUUAAUUAACCUUCAAAGCCUAGUUCAAGCAUAUUGGUGUUCAUUAAAGUAUUUUCAAAGUAAAUACAUUCUGUAAAUACUCAAGUAUCUAUCUCCAAUCUUGGGUAAUAUAGAUUCAGAUACUAACACAGGACUACAGGACCUUCAUCUUAUAAUUGUGUAACUUCACUGGGUCCUUACCAAUACAGUUUAUUCAUAAUGAAAUCUUGGCCAUGGAAAUUAAGGGAUUAAGUGUUUAGAAAUAAAAGUCACAGUGUUAAAAGACCUACCAGGUAGAAUAUUUUGGACUAUCCAUUCAUUGUUUCCCUUAAGUAUUUAUUUUCACCACUCUUAAAAUAAUUGUUUUCCAUAUGUCAUAUAUUUAAAAAAUGCUUUCAUAUUGUAAUGGAUUUUCUUUUUUAAUUUAUUGAUAUUCCUCAUGGAGAGAGUUGCUUAAAUCAAAUUUCAGAGGUAUAGUUUUAUUAAAAUGCUAAACUUCCAAACAUUUAUUUCUCUUUUCCCACCUAUGUUUACACGUACGUUAAUUAAAGAAUACAUAUGAGUUUGUUUAAAGAUAUGCCAUCAAGAAAACUGCUGACUGAUUAAAAUUCAUCAUUUAUAGUACUCUUUCCAUCUUACCCUUCUCCUCAAAAAAUUCUAAGACUUUUUCUCCCUUUCUCUAUCCUGGAUUCAAACAUACACAAAAUCACACACAAAAGCACCCAAGUACUACAAAGAGUUCAGUGGGGCAUAGUUCCAAAGGACGUAGAUAAAUAUUCAGUGGAUGACUAUGACCCUAAUUCUUUAGAACUGGCUUUUAAUUUUUCUUUUCAUAGAAUUCUUCCCUCAAUUAUCAAAAAAACUUGCAAUUAAUCUCAAUAGUAAUGCUAAGCAUUAUUAAUAUGAAGGUAGGCAUGUAUUAAGGGAAUCAAAUAUGUGAUUAAAAUAUUGCACAAACAAAUGGUAAUUUUCGUGUAUUGAAUUGUGCCCCGCCAAAAUAUGUGUCCACUUGGUUAGGCCAUGAUUUCCAGUAUUGUGUGGUUCUCCUCUAUUUCGUGACUGUAAUUUUAUGUCAAAGAGGAUUAGGGUAGGAUUGUAACACCCUUACCCAGGUUGCAUCCCUGAUCCAAUAUAAAGGGAGUUUCCCUGGGGUGUGGCCUGUACCACCUUUUAUCUUACAAGACAAAAAAAGGACAGGGAAGUAAGCAGAGAGGGGAAA